UGAGAUUUCAAAAUCGGAAAAUGAAAAAAUGGUUCCUUAUUUCGUUAUUCGUUUACGAAUCUGAUACCAAAAAACGAAUAACGAGUCAUUUCUCGUACUUUCGAUUUAAUGCUCAGAUCAAAAAUAGGAAAUUAGGAAACGGGCCACAGACCGAUUUUGAUUUUGAUAUUUAAUUUGUUCGAUUUGUGUGAACCGGAAGUUACGGUCUUCUUCGUGUGUUGCACUUGGAAGUUUCCAAGUUUUUUUUAUAUACUGUCUAUGGACGUUUCCCGCAAUUUGGAAAACAGUUAGACGAGGCCUGGAAAACAUCAAUUAUGCAGUGAUUGUAAGUUAAUGACUCAGUAUUUCUUAAGUAAUUUCGUAUUGACACCAUGGCCGCACUGGAACCAUAUGCUGAUUUAAUUAAAGAUUUAUUUGAAACUGGCAAGACACAUGUAGAGAUUUCCACAACGCUGCAGCAGAUGGGUGUCCAGCGAUGUUCUGAAAUAAGUGUGAGAAGAUUCUGUGUUCAGCACAACCUUAAGCGAAAAAGACAUGUAUCGGACACAGAACUGGAGAGGGCUGUGGUUGGAUCAAUAUAUGAAACGGGCCCAUCUUAUGGCCGCAAGUUCAUGACUGGAUAUCUGUCUUCAAUGGGAGUGCAUGCAGGAGAAUGUCGAGUUGGGAAAAUCCUCAGAGAGAUUCAUCAGCCAUACCACGAAUUCCGACGUCAGGGUGCUCGUAAUCUAAAUCCCAUCCCGUAUCAUGCGGAAUAUAUGGGCCAUAAAAUUCACAUGGACCAAAACGAGAAGCUUGUGAUGUUUGGAGUGACACACGUCGUGGCAGUUGAUGGCUACAGCGGCAAAAUUGUUGCCAAUGCCACCAUGCCAGUGAAAAACAACCUUGUGAUUUAUGAGGAAGUUUACAGAUCUGCAGUGGUUAACCAUGGGAUGUGGGACCAACUCAGGGUCGACCAUGGCAGGGAGUUUUACAUGUGCUUGUACAUGCAAGAGAUGCUGUCAAGACAUAGACACAACCCUAGCAGGCCACCAUACCUUCAAACAACAUCAACAAGGAAUCUUCGAGUGGAAAGGAUUUGGCCCGAGGUGAACAAUCGCGUUAACUACCCAUUGAAACAGGCCCUGGUACACCUGCUGGACCAAGAAGUCCUCAACAUGGAGGACAAUAUGACUAAAUUCUGCAUUUCAAACCUGACAUGUCAAUUAAGCCAAAUUGGACUAGGCAGAGUGGUGCAAUCGUGGAAUGCACACAGGAUCCCAGGACGUGGGAUACCCAAUGAACUUGCAGCAGGUGGCUGUCCAGCUAAAAUCUCUGAAGAGCUGCUGCCCAAUGCCUCUGUUGUGGCAAACAUGUAUGAGCAAGAGUUUGGAUCCUCGCUAACUUGGGUGUCAGUUUUUGGAACUGACCCAUUUUCAUCUGAGGAGGAUAGAUGUCAUGCAGAACAAGACUUUGCAGAAAACUACCCUGACAUCUCUCUUCUUUUUAAUCAUGUGGUAAAUAAUGACUAUACACCUUUCCAAGAUGCCUUGUUGUACCUCAUAAAUGUCACCCAAAGAUAUGUCUGAAAACAGUAACUGAAAUGCAGUGGUGUUGUUAAGUAGCUAGGAAAACA
Messenger RNA from Esox lucius (northern pike), 1612 nucleotides. RefSeq lists its product as uncharacterized. The record is from RefSeq and is a predicted model, not a curated record. Lineage: Eukaryota; Metazoa; Chordata; Actinopteri; Esociformes; Esocidae. The coding region runs from base 372 to 1565 and encodes 397 amino acids. The transcript is spliced from 6 exons.